UCACUCUAUUUAUUAUGCAAUCGAACUCUUUGUUUCUCUCUGUCUUAACGAAGAAGAAGAAGAAGAAGAAGCUUUUUGUUAUGGCUGCUGAUGUUAGCUCUCUGGUUCGAGUACUCAACCGCUACAAGGGUGAUCGGACGGCUGGAAACGACUCAAAGACAACGAUGUCGUCGCUGAUCACCCAGGACUUGCUUGGUGGUAGCGGCGGCUCUGCAAGUGAUCACUCUAUAAACAACGAGUUUCAAGAAUUGGACCUCGACUUGCAGGUCCCCAGUGGCUGGGAAAAGCGUUUAGACUUGAAGUCAGGAAAGGUGUAUUUACAAAGAUGCAAUUCACCAUCAUCGUCAUCAUCAUCAGAUUACAAGCAUCAGCAAUCCAAUCAAACAGUUCCAAAGCUUCAAGAUUUAAACUUCCCGCCGUCGCCGUCGUCAAAACCCUUGUUAAAUUUUUUCGACGAGUCCUCAUUGGAGUUGAAACUGGUGUCAUCUUCCUCGCAAUCUUCAUCAUCAACCAAUAAUAUUUACCAGAGCGUCUGCACACUCGACAAAGUAAAAUCCGCUUUAGAAAGAGCGAAGAAGGAGCCUCAAAAGAAGCGAUUAUCCUCCAUGCGGAAUCCGCCGUUGCCCUUAUCGCCUUCAUAUUCAUCAUCUUCAUCAUCCAUCAGAGAUUCAAAAGACAAAGAAGAAGAUUUAAUAAUGGAAGAAAAUAAGUUUUUAGCUUGUUCGAUAUCUUCCCCGGUGGCAGUCGGCUGCCCCGGUUGCCUAUGUUAUGUGUUGAUAAUGAAGAACAACCCUAAAUGCCCAAGAUGCAAUUCAAUUGUUCCACUGCCUGCCAUGAAGAAGCCUAAAAUUGAUCUCAAUAUAUCUAUGUGAGGCCUCCAACUAGUAGCUUGAAUAGUAAAGAUGUAUCACCUAAUAGGACAUAAGUUUGAAUCUCUCACAGUUAAACCUAGAGUUUUCACCUGUUUCUUAGAUUCAACUGAAGGAUGAUUCUACUAUCUAUGUGAGAUAGGCUGAAGAAAGGUUUGAAUUUAUUCAAUUAAUGUUUUUGAUUUUGUAUAUGAUAGAUUAAUUAAUUUUAAUUUUGAAAAAAUAGAAAAAAAUUAUUAGCCAAAGAGAAUUUUAAGUAUGUAUGUGUAAAUUGAAUGAUCUAAAAAUGAGAAGAAAUGGUUUUUAUUUUA
This is a messenger RNA of Mangifera indica (mango), 1180 nucleotides long. RefSeq lists its product as uncharacterized. The transcript has 2 exons. The record is from RefSeq and is a predicted model, not a curated record. NCBI's taxonomy places the organism in Eukaryota, Viridiplantae, Streptophyta, Magnoliopsida, Sapindales, Anacardiaceae. Bases 15 to 872 code for a protein of 285 amino acids.